Messenger RNA from Priceomyces carsonii, 1284 nucleotides. RefSeq lists its product as uncharacterized. The record is from RefSeq and is a predicted model, not a curated record. The coding region runs from base 1 to 1284 and encodes 427 amino acids. Gene Ontology annotation, molecular function: hydrolase activity, acting on carbon-nitrogen (but not peptide) bonds, in linear amides. Lineage: Eukaryota; Fungi; Ascomycota; Pichiomycetes; Serinales; Debaryomycetaceae. The transcript has a single exon.
AUGCCUCUCAAUCCAAUAAGAACAGUCACAAAAAUUGAUUUAUCGACACCGGGUGACUUGCAACCACAAGUACACAAUAGGUGGCAUCCUGAAGUUCCUUUUACAGAGACAAUCGUUCCUGGAGAGACAGUCAAAAUCGAGUGUUUAGACUGGACAGGAAACCAAAUUGGCAAUAACGACUCGGCAGAUGACUUGUUAAAUGUCGACUUGACCAGAAUUCAUUAUCUUUCAGGUCCAUUUAAUAUUCAAGGUGCGGAGCCUGGGGACUGUUUAGUGGUUGAAAUUAAGGACGUCCAGCCAUUGGAAAGACAUCCAUGGGGUUACUGUGGCAUAUUUCACAGGUCAAAUGGAGGUGGAUUUUUGGAUAAGUUUUAUCCAGAGUGUGCUAAAGCUAUAUUUGACUUUGAAGGUAUUCAUGCAACAUCAAGGCAUAUUCCACAUGUUAAAUUUACAGGCCUUAUACACCCUGGUAUCAUGGGAACAGCUCCGUCAAGUGAUGUUCUUAAGGAAUGGAACUUGAGGGAAGGAAAAUUGAAAGAUGAGAUUCAACACCAACACUUCACGUCGGUAGCCAAUUUGCCAGAAUCAGUCAACGCUCAUGGUGGUAAGGCGACGGGAGAGUUGUUAGAAAAAAUUGCUAAAGAGGGAGCUCGAACUAUUCCAGGAAGGCCAGAAAAUGGAGGGAACUGUGACAUAAAGAAUUUAUCUAGAGGUUCAAAAUGUUAUUUUCCCGUGUAUGUUCCUGGAGCGAAGUUUUCUAUUGGGGAUUUGCACUUUUCUCAAGGUGAUGGUGAGAUUUCAUUUUGCGGGGCAAUAGAAAUGCCUGGGGUUAUAACAAUCCAAACAUCGCUUAUUAAGAAUGGAAUUGAGAAAUUACUGCUCCAGUCGCCAAUAUAUGUCCCAGGAGACGUUCAAAAUCACUAUGGUCCCUCGAGAUACUUGACAUUCGAAGGAUUUUCAGUAAACGAAGAAGGAGGCCAAGAAUUCCUUUGCGCAACAACUGCUUACAGGCAGGCUUGUAUUCGAGCAGUGGAAUACUUGAGGCGUUAUGGAUAUAAUGACUAUCAGAUCUACUUACUCCUCUCUAGUGCUCCUAUUGAAGGACAUGUCGCAGGAAUUGUAGACGUCCCGAAUGCUUGUACCACAAUAGGAAUACCCAUGGACAUUUUUGACUUUGAUAUAAGACCUGAAGCUGAGCCUCAGAAGCUUGAUAUGGGCAACUGUGCGUUUGUGACUAACUACAAGCACGAGACCACAUUUGACUUUAAAUCUUUAAAGAGAUAA